This is a messenger RNA of Cuculus canorus (common cuckoo), 2489 nucleotides long. RefSeq names its product ring finger protein 41 (gene RNF41). Gene Ontology annotation, biological process: tumor necrosis factor-mediated signaling pathway; regulation of canonical NF-kappaB signal transduction; protein K63-linked ubiquitination. The coding region runs from base 421 to 1374 and encodes 317 amino acids. Gene Ontology annotation, molecular function: zinc ion binding; ubiquitin protein ligase activity. Lineage: Eukaryota; Metazoa; Chordata; Aves; Cuculiformes; Cuculidae. The record is from RefSeq and is a predicted model, not a curated record. The transcript is spliced from 8 exons. Gene Ontology annotation, cellular component: plasma membrane signaling receptor complex.
UCACCAGCGAGUUCCGGCCGUGCCGCACCUCCCGCCGGCCUGAGCGCCGCUUCCGGUCGCGUGGGGCAGGCGCUUCCGGCGGGGCCGGGCGGGGGAGGCGGUUGAGGCCGCGGCCGCCCCUCAGCCCUGCGGCGGCCCGGCAGGCGCUCCAUUCCAUCUGACCUCGUGGCUCCUGCACGGUGGUGGUUCAGCCCUAACGAGCAACAUUCCAAACCGCAAAGGAGGAAGGGGAGAAGAUGGGCCAUUGGGAGCGGCUCCCUGCAAAGAGCAAACCCAGCCUGGCCUUGCCUCUUUGCUGCCUGAGGAGGAAUUCUGUUGCGGAAGGGCUGUAGGAGUGGACGCAGCGCCAGGGACUCGGCAGCCUGGGAGAUCCGGUCAUGUUCCUCGCAGGCUGAAGGGUGCUGGCACCGGUGCUGAGCGAUGGGGUAUGAUGUAACACGCUUCCAGGGGGACGUGGAUGAAGACCUCAUAUGCCCCAUCUGCAGCGGGGUCCUGGAGGAGCCGGUUCAGGCUCCCCACUGCGAGCACGCCUUCUGCAAUGCCUGCAUCACGCAGUGGUUCUCCCAGCAGCAGACGUGCCCUGUGGACCGCAGCGUGGUGACGGUCGCCCACCUCCGCCCCGUCCCGCGGAUCAUGCGGAAUAUGCUUUCGAAACUGCAGAUCACUUGCGACAACGCUGUUUUCGGCUGCACGGCAGUCGUACGACUCGACAACCUAAUGUCUCACCUCAACGACUGCGAGCACAAUCCCAAGCGCCCGGUGACGUGCGAGCAGGGAUGCGGCUUGGAAAUGCCCAAAGAUGAGCUCCCAAACCACAACUGCAUCAAGCACCUGAGGUCUGUGGUGCAGCAGCAGCAGACGAGGAUUGCUGAGCUGGAGAAGACCUCGGCAGAACACAAGCACCAGCUGGCCGAGCAGAAGCGGGAUAUCCAGCUGCUGAAGGCCUACAUGCGCGCCAUCCGCAGUGUCAACCCCAACCUGCAGAACCUGGAGGAGACCAUCGAGUACAACGAGAUCCUGGAGUGGGUGAAUUCCCUGCAGCCGGCCCGGGUGACGCGGUGGGGCGGGAUGAUCUCCACGCCGGAUGCGGUGUUGCAGGCCGUCAUCAAGCGCUCGCUGGUGGAGAGCGGCUGCCCCACAUCCAUCAUCAAUGAGCUGAUCGAGAACGCCCACGAGCGGAACUGGCCGCAGGGCCUGGCUACGCUGGAGACACGCCAGAUGAACCGGCGCUACUAUGAGAACUAUGUGGCCAAACGCAUCCCCGGGAAGCAAGCGGUGGUGGUGAUGGCCUGUGAAAACCAGCACAUGGGUGAGGACAUGGUGCUGGAGCCCGGGCUGGUGAUGAUAUUUGCACACGGAGUGGAGGAAAUCUAGGACUUGCAGAGAGAACGGCUCCGUGCGGAGAAGGGAGAGGAGGGGAAGGUGCAGAGGUAGAGACUCGGGGUGGUGGGGCAAAACUGCCGGUGUUCCCACAUCACCGACGUGGUUUCCUUAGGGCACCGUUCCCUCGAACUUCUCACUUCCGAGUUGAAACGAUUAAAACGCCUCUGGCAAAAGCUGCCCGAACCCUUGGCCCAGCGUGGAGCGAGAACCGCCGUCCCGUCACAUUCGCCCCUUGCGGAUCAGCUUCCCCCUUCAGUGUCUUUCAAGGAGAGGAGCAGCUGCUCCAGCUGUGCUUCUGGAUUCCUUGGACACAGCCCACGUUGUGGGUGCCGGUGCCUCUCCCCGAGCCUGGCUCUGGCCUGGACCCCAAAGCCUGCCUUGGCUCUCACCGGGGACCAACCCGAUGGCCCCUGGCAGCUCUCAUCGUCCGGUGGCUGAGUCCUCCCUGGGUUCACUCCCGCUCUGGAUCCUCGCCUCGCUCUCCGGUGUCUCUCCGCUGCCGUCUCUCCAAGCCUCGCCUCCGCCUGUGCCGUACGGCAGCGGUGGUUCCUCUCCCUCCUCCUGCCAGGCUGCGGAAGGGCCUUGGCUGGGAAGAACCCAGACUUGGGCGCCAUCAGUUCGAUGGAGCCCAACCAGCUGCAGCUGCGCCCCCGACACCCCCGAACCGCCUGGGCUCGGCCGGCGCGGGGGGCUCAGCACCGGGCACAGCCUCUCGCCCACCGCUGCCCCGGCCCCUCUUUCCGUGCAUGCCCAGCCCCGGGGGGGCCCCGCUCACCCCCAAUCGCAGCCCCCAGCGUCUCCCCCUUUCCGAGGCGCCGUCCUGCCCUGUGUUUGGCUCCUCCGCUGCUGCUCCCGGUGUUUCCGGAUGCUUGUGAUUGCGGUUCGGUAUUUUUUGUUCUCUUAUUGGCCUUUCUCCGGUUUUAUUUCCCCCUUUUAUUUCAUUUCCCAAGGACCGGGACAGGCGCCUCAGCCCCCGCUUACCGUUACUGCUGGGAACUUAAUUUAUUUGCAUUCGUUUCGUUGUUUUUUACAUUCUUUCCGGUGUCUGCGCAGCUCGGAGCUGGCGAGAGGCAGGGGGUUGUGAUCAAUAAACGCGUUCCAGUUGC